Molecule: messenger RNA, 688 nt
Organism: Olea europaea var. sylvestris
Lineage: Eukaryota; Viridiplantae; Streptophyta; Magnoliopsida; Lamiales; Oleaceae
Product: protein TIFY 5A-like
Exons: 3
Coding region: 118-501 (127 amino acids)
Biological process (GO): regulation of defense response; response to wounding; regulation of jasmonic acid mediated signaling pathway
Cellular component (GO): nucleus
Source: RefSeq, a predicted model, not a curated record
ACCCUCAUAGUUUCAGCCCUUGUUUAACUUACUUUCUCUCUCUAGAUCUCUCUCCUCUCUCUCUACAUCAGCAUAGUAUAUAUAUAUAUAUAUACACACACACACAUACAGGAAAAGAUGAAGAGAAACUGUAAUUUGGAGCUAAGGCUCGUAACACCGUCUGCAUCUUUCCAUUCUGCAGAUCACAAUGCUCGCAUUGACCCAAUGUUGAAUAUGGUGAAUGAGAGUCCAAAUGAAGAGCAGAACCAACAAUUAACCAUUUUCUACAAUGGAAAUGUUUCCGUUUGUAACGUUACGGAGCUUCAGGCUCGAGUUAUGAUAUUGCUUGCAAGACGAGAAAUGGAGGACCGGGAGAGGGAAUGGUCGCCCGGCUCAGAUCCAUGUUCGCCGUUGGUUCAGUCGCCACUGCAUAAUCCGACUAGUCUUUGCAUGAGGAGAUCAUUGCAAAGGUUCCUCAAUAAGAGAAAGAGUCGAGCUCAGGCUAUGCCCUAUCAUCGAUAGAUGAUAAUCAUGCCAAUUGAUGAUAUGAGCAAUUUGGAGAAUUUGUUUAUUGGUUAGAAGUGAGGGGAAUUAUGUAAAUGUGCUUCUAAGAACCUUUCCUUCAUAUUUAAAUGAAAUGUAUCGUGGAACAUUGUAAAUGGUUUUGGAUUGAAUUGAAUGGAGUGAAGGGACAAAUUGAGAUUAGCUA